Molecule: messenger RNA, 2679 nt
Organism: Parnassius apollo (apollo)
Lineage: Eukaryota; Metazoa; Arthropoda; Insecta; Lepidoptera; Papilionidae
Source: the annotation of a GenBank genome assembly
AUGGGUAAAGAAUCAAAAAAAGAGAUAGAAAAAUCAACAAAUGGUGAAAAAUUUGAUGAUGAAAGUAAAAAGAAAAAGAAAAGUAAAAAACACAAGAAGCAUAAAAAGGCAGCUGGGCAUGAUGAAGAGGAUGGCUUUAAAAAAAAGAAAAAAUCUAAAAAAGAAAAACAUAAAAGCCUUAAACCUGAAAGUGAAACAUCUCUUUCUGAUGUAGAAGAACUAAUAACCAAGUCUCGGCAAUGGGUACCAGCAAACAAAAAAUCUUCACAUGCAUCACCAAUUUUAGAGAAGGACACUUCUAACAAAGAGAAGGCACCUAAAACAAAAAAUGGCGACGCUGUUGUUGGUAAAUCGCAUGGUUCAACUAAAAAUAAAGCAAAUACAAAAUUAAAUAAAGAUGAUGCUUUAGAAAUUAUUUCAUCUAAUUCAGAGACAGAAAAUUACCAAGACGAUUGUGCAAGUCCAGAACUAGCUUUAAUAGAAGAUGACCUUAACCUUGAAGAGCUAAUGAAACAAAAAGAACUUUUACAAGCUCGUUUAGUUGCUUAUUUUUCAGACAAAAGUGAUGAAGACAGUGAACACACCAAAGAAAAUGCAGGAAAUGACGUAAUUUGUAUAAAUGACGAUGACGUUAAAUCACCUUUGGCUAAAAAAAGCCGUAAGAAUCGGGACCAUGACGAGAAACGGAGUGGGAAACACAAGUCAAGUAAAGAUCGCUCAUCUGAAAGAGAUAAGCAUCGUUCAAAACGUUAUGAAGAAGACUUAAGAGUAAUAAUAGACAGGGAAAACAGAAAAGAGAUGGAAAAACGGCUAGAAGAGAGAGAAUAUCGAGAAAGAAAGGAGAGAGAACGUCGCAAACAUGAGGAAAGAGAGAGAGAAAGGGAACGAGAACGGGAAAGAGAGCGAGAAAGAGAGCGCGAAAGAAAGCGGGAACGAGAGAGAGAAAGAGAUCGGGAACGUGAUCGUGAUAGAGACCGUAGAUCAAUAGAACGCAAACGAAAAGAUAGAGAAAGAAGUCAUCGUCGUUCAAGAGAACGAUCUCCAACUUCACGACGGGAUCGAAGGCAUUCAGAACGUGAACGUCGAAGUCGAGAUCGACUUAGGGGACGAUCGAGAGAUAAUAAUUCCAAAGUAGACCAUAGAGAUAGGCAUAAGGCAUCAACAAAUGAAGUUGCACAAAUUGUAGCUAGUUCAAGUGAUGAAGAACUUAACAUAUCUAUUAACACAGACGAGGAAGAAGAAACUGAAGAGCAAAUAAUAGAGAGAAGAAGAAAGCAGCGUGAACAGUUAAUGCAGAGAUUAGGUGUAAAGAACAAUGUUAACACUGACACGGGCAAAAUAACACCACCAAUAAUAGAAAUUAAAUCUGACAAACAAAAGACUGAAACGUCUGAAGUGAAAAACCGUAAAGAUCUUAAUACCCUAUCCGAACACAUUGUAACAGAGCCGAAAGUGGAUACUAAAACGGACAUAAGUGAAUCAGUUAAAAAUUCCGAAAAUGAAACAAAAAAUAGUUUAAAAUCGGAAAACUCUGCAAAAGGCAGUGAAUGGGACAUGUUUGCAGAUCAGGACAAUUUUGAUAGUGUUGAUACUCCAACUACGGGGAAACCAAAAAAUAAAAAUGCUUUGGAAAAUCCUUCAUUAACUGACAAUUGGGAUGACGCUGAAGGAUACUACAGAGUUCGUAUUGGUGAAACACUGGACAACAGAUAUUCAGUGUAUGGCUAUACCGGACAGGGUGUAUUCUCAAAUGUUGUCCGAGCAAGAGACAUAGCCCGGGGCAAUACUGAUGUUGCUGUCAAAAUCAUCAGAAAUAAUGAAAUUAUGCAUAAGACCGGAUUGCGAGAAUUGGAAAUUUUAAAGAGGCUUAAUGACUCAGAUCCUGAUGACAAGUACCAUUGCCUACGUCUUUUUCGUCAUUUCUUUCAUAAACGACAUUUGUGUAUGGUACUAGAGCCCUUAUCAAUGAACCUGAGAGAGGUCUUGAAAAAAUACGGCAAAAACAGCGGUAUACAUAUAAAGGCCGUACGGAGUUACACUCAACAGAUAUUACUUGCCUUAAAACUGCUGAAGAAAACUGGUAUUUUACAUGCUGAUAUUAAACCUGACAACAUACUUGUUAACGAGAGCAAGUUAGUCUUAAAACUUUGUGACUUUGGUGCAGCAUCGCAUAUAACUGACAAUGACAUUACACCAUAUCUGGUCUCCAGAUUUUACCGAGCACCUGAAAUAAUUCUCGGAGUGCCGUAUGAUUACGGCAUAGAUAUGUGGUCAACUGCUUGCACAAUAUAUGAGUUGUCUACAGGAAAAAUUAUGUUCAGUGGCAAAUCCAAUAAUGAAAUGUUAAAGUAUUUUAUGGACUUAAAGGGAAAGAUUCCUAAUAAAAUAAUAAAGAAAGGUCAUUUUAAGGAGCAACAUUUUGAUGCAAAUUGCAACUUUUUAUAUCAUGAAUUGGAUAAAAUUACAGAACGGGAAAAAGUGGUGAUAAUGUCAAGCAUAAAACCAACUCGUGAUUUGCAAACGGAACUAGCUCCUGCUCAUCACCGCCUGCCGCCAGCAGAGGCUAAGAAGAUAGCUCAAUUGAAAGAUCUCCUUGAAAGGAUGCUUAUGUUAGACCCGGCGAAGCGGGCCUCCGUCAACCACUGCCUCACGCAUUCAUUCAUUCAGGAGAAAAUUUAA